GAACACUCGCCUUUUCACUAUUUGGCAACUCUCUCUCACUCUCCCGUAAAAAGAGUCAUUUGGGAUAAAUACACCGGGGUAUCAGAAACGCAAGUGAACCAGAGUGAACCAUUUAGUGUAAAGACUUUAGUGAAGGAUAAACCAUCAUGCUGGGAACAAAACUACUGCUGGUGUUCGUAACAGUAGCGGUGGGACCUGCUAUAGCCGGCUAUCCUAAAGUGACACCAACCGUAGGGGAAGUAUGGCCCCACCCCCAAAUGAUUUCGCAAGAAGACACUUACAUGAUCGUUCGACCCAGCACCUUCUCAUUCAGUGUCACAGGCGAAGACUGUGACAUUUUGCAAGAUGCACUGGAGAGAUACGCUGACAUUAUGUUCAGGUUUCCAUCAUCUAAGGUUAAAAACAGCAAUGUUCGGAGGAAGGAAGAUAACUUCAAUGGUUACUUGGAUACUGUUAGCAUCAACCUCAUGGUGCCCUGCGAGAAAUACCCACAUGAAGCCAUGGAUGAACAAUACGAAAUCAAGAUCGACAGCCCAGACCAGCCAGGAAAAGGCGAAAUAUUGGCCCAGAGCAUCUGGGGUAUCCUUCGAGGUCUUGAGUCCUUCUCCCAACUCCUUGUUCCUGACAGACCAUCUGAUGAUGGAUCAGCCUAUCAGGUCAAAUCGACACAGAUCAGGGAUUUCCCCAGAUUCAGCUACAGAGGCUUCAUGCUGGACACUUCUCGCCACUACCUACCCAUGAGGAAGAUCUUGGAGCAUCUGGACUUGAUGGCGAUGAACAAGUUCAACGUGUUCCACUGGCACUUGGUGGACGACCAGAGCUUCCCAUAUGAGAGUACUGUGUUCCCAAACCUUAGCAAGGAAGGUGCUUACAGUCCCCUCCAUGUGUACAGCGAGAAGAAUAUAUCAUAUAUCGUGGAGUACGCAAGGCUGAGAGGAAUCAGGGUGUUGCCAGAAUUCGAUACACCAGGUCACACCAUGUCGUGGGGCCCUGGACAACCAGAUCUUCUAACACCUUGUUAUAAUGGCGGAAAACCGGACGGAACUUACGGGCCUAUCGAUCCCACGAACGAAGCGAAUUACGACUUCUUGAAGACGCUUUUCACCGAGAUCACAACGCGAUUCCCCGAUCACUACAUUCAUCUGGGAGGUGACGAGGUCAGCUUUUCGUGCUGGCAGAGUAACCCAAUCAUCUCUCAGUUCAUGAAGGCUCACAACAUCACGGGGGACUAUAAUAAACUGGAGGAGGUCUACAUUACUAAACUUAUCGAGCUUGUUGCCAACUUGCCGACGAAAAAUGGAUAUCUCGUGUGGCAGGAAGUUUUCGACAAUGGCGUCCAGAUAGCAAACGACACGGUCGUCCACGUCUGGAAAAGCGAGGGUGUUCCAGCAGGCUGGAAAAAGGAGUUGAAGAAGGUGACGCAGGCAGGUUACAAAACGAUACUUUCGUCAUGCUGGUACUUAAAUUACAUCAGUUACGGAGUCGAUUGGUACAAAUAUUAUGAGUGUGAUCCACAAGACUUCGAUGGCUCCGAAGCACAAAAACAGCUGAUCCUAGGCGGAGAGGCCUGCAUGUGGGCCGAAUACGUGGAUGGCACCAACCUGAUCCCUCGUACUUGGCCCAGGGCUUCAGUGGUUGCCGAAAAACUGUGGAGUUCUGCCGCCCAGACCAGCAGCUCGGCAGCUGCUUCUCCUAGGCUAGAAGAACACAGGUGUAGGCUCUUGGACAGAGGCUUCAGAGUAGAGCCUCUGUGGCCCUCUUUUUGUAUGUCAGAUGUUGCUUUGUAAUUUAUAUAAAUCAUGAAAAUCUGUUUUAUAUACAGAAGUCUGAGUGUUUGUAUAAGUUUUCUGUUCUUAGAUGCAGAGAAAUAAAUGACUUUUUAACAAUUUUUUUUUUAGUAGUUAUUGUCAUUCAAGAGUACAAGAUGUUUUUCUGAAGAUGAAAAAAUCAAUUUUCUACUUCAGGUUCCCUCAAGUAUUACUUAGUAGGUUCCCUUAAGAAUUACUUAUAAAAAAGGUGUUUUUAAUAUGCUGUCUAUUUCAGGAGCUCAGUAACCUGUUUAAUUUACAUCAUAUUAGUUUCACUUUAUGAACCACAGUGAUAAUAUUGAAGAUCAUAUUUGCAAUAUUGAAUUCUGGAACAUUAGCAACUAUAUGGUUGUUUGAAUCAAUUUUGGAAAUUGGAACUUUUUUUUCUGGUGAUGGAAUAAAGACUUAAAAUUAUCUUAAAUAA
Molecule: messenger RNA, 2232 nt
Organism: Macrobrachium nipponense
Lineage: Eukaryota; Metazoa; Arthropoda; Malacostraca; Decapoda; Palaemonidae
Product: beta-hexosaminidase subunit alpha-like
Exons: 13
Coding region: 147-1787 (546 amino acids)
Biological process (GO): carbohydrate metabolic process; glycosaminoglycan metabolic process; ganglioside catabolic process
Cellular component (GO): membrane; lysosome
Molecular function (GO): beta-N-acetylhexosaminidase activity
Source: RefSeq, a predicted model, not a curated record